This is a messenger RNA of Eublepharis macularius, 1618 nucleotides long. It is a transcript of the gene RERG, whose product is annotated as RAS like estrogen regulated growth inhibitor. The transcript has 4 exons. The record is from RefSeq and is a predicted model, not a curated record. Bases 1 to 600 code for a protein of 199 amino acids. Gene Ontology annotation, molecular function: GTP binding; GTPase activity. NCBI's taxonomy places the organism in Eukaryota, Metazoa, Chordata, Lepidosauria, Squamata, Eublepharidae.
AUGGCUAAGAGUGCCGAAGUGAAGCUGGCCAUCUUCGGUCGAGCAGGAGUCGGGAAGUCAGCGCUCGUUGUGCGUUUCCUAACCAAGCGGUUCAUCUGGGAGUACGAUCCGACUCUUGAGUCUACUUAUCGUCAUCAAGCUACCAUUGACGACGAAGUUGUUACCAUGGAAAUACUAGACACAGCUGGCCAAGAAGAUGCUAUUCAGAGAGAAGGGCACGUCCGAUGGGGAGAAGGCUUUGUGCUGGUUUAUGACAUCACUGAUCGAGGGAGCUUUGAAGAAGUCCUCCCCCUUAAGAACUUGCUGGAUGAAGUUAAAAAACCCAAGAAUGUUACUUUGAUCCUAGUUGGAAACAAAGCUGACCUGGACCACUCCAGACAGGUCAGCACCGAAGAAGGGGAAAAGCUGGCCACCGAACUUGCUUGCGCCUUUUAUGAAUGCUCAGCUUGCACCGGGGAAGGUAACAUCAUGGAAGCCUUUUAUGAGCUUUGCCGGGAAGUACGGCGUCGCAAGAUGGUCCAGGGCAAGACCCGAAGACGGAGUUCCACCACUCACGUCAAGCAAGCAAUUAACAAGAUGCUCACCAAAAUCAGCAGUUAAAAUUUCCCCUCCAAAGGUUAUUGUAAAGCAGGUUAAUCUUCGAUGGAGAGAGAUUGCUAGGCACACUAAUCGAUCAAUAAGAUAGUUAAAUCUCUCUUUUUUAACUAUCCCAUGAUCUUCUUCAGCAGGUUAAGAGAAGUGAGGCAAGUGUUGGUCUGGGAGCAUAUGCACGUCCUCUAAUUACACUGUGAAUUGUAUCUUCUAAGAUCAAUUCAUAGGGUAGAUUAGAGGAUGGGAAUGCAUUCAGACACACCAGGAUGAAUGGUAAGAAGACUUCUACCCAGACAUUCAUAACCAAUCAAAUCCAGGAACGAAAGGGGGUGCUUAAAUUCUCUGCAGCACUUGAUAGGAUAUUAACAGGAGACUGGCUAAACCAAUCAGUUUCAUGCUUGUUGUAGUGGUUUUGUUUUAACUUACUUUGGAUCUUUUAGACAGCUCCUCCUUAUGUUAUCUUAAACUUUUACCUCAGGAGAGCCCUGGUCACAACAACCAACCAACCAACCACCAGUACACACAAACAGCUUCAGGUAGUCUCUACUUUACCCAGGCCUUUACCUCAAGAACACCUUCCCUUCGGGGCUUGAAUUCCACCACUAACACCACCUGUGGCAUUUUGUCCACUGUGUGUGACCUGUAUGUUGCUGCCUCCCUGACUUUCUUAGUGUUCCCAAAAGGGUUUCACUGCCGCCAAAGGCUUUUGUCUUGGAUCUCUUCCGUAUAAUUGAUAUUAUAGGGAGGCUUAGUUAUAGAUAGUAGAUAACAGAACGGUCAGUGCAUGGGGUGGCUGUGAGGUAUAAAAAGGAUCCUGUAUUCUGGAUGAAACAGGCAUUUUGCUUAACCGGAAGUAGAAUUUAUAAGUACGUAUACGUGAUGGUUGCAGAUAAGCUUAUUGGUAGGAUAUUACAGAAGGCUAGCUAAAUCAGCUUUGGCUUCCUGCUUGCAAUGCUUGAUAAACAGUCAUCUGCCGCCUUCAAACGGGGGAGGGGGGUCACAUGAUUAGUGCUCACCUCACGUUAAG